GGGGGAUGAUAGCCCUCACUGGAAUACAAUUUAUCCUUAAACUGACAGUUUACUUAAUUAUUAUUGUAAUUUUUUAAAGCUAUAAAAAGGCUUUUCAUUUAACAAAAACAUAUUUUUGUUUUAAACUAAACCUGACAAUAAUCUAGGACCCCCCCUCCGACAGCAGUUAAAUGGGUGUGUCUGUUGUUGCUCAAGGUUUGCUCUCUCCCUGUCCGUCCAGCGCUUUCCUCUGGUUUACACUCUUCAAAAAAUGUCUUGAACAGGCUAUCCCUGCUGCCUCACAUGGCUAGGAGGUCGACAGCUAACUUAUCAGACGGUUUCAUGGUUGGACUAAGUGAAAAGAGCAGGUGAAUAACAGAGGAGAGAAGGUGAGCAGGGACCACCAUGGAGGCUGCAUUCCCCUCCUUCCUCUCUGCCUCUAACCAUCUGUCCUGGUUCAUCUUUGCUCUGUUUACUUCAUGGAUGAUCCUGGGUUCAGCAGACACAAAGCAGACAAGAUGGCCAUUAUACUCCCAGAAGCCAGUUCUUCUGGUGUGGAACGCUCCCACUCAGGAGUGUGGGACACGACGGGGUGUUACGUUAUCAUUGGACCAGUUUGACAUUGUGGCAACCCCCAAUGAGGGUUUUGUCCGGCAGAAUCUCACAAUGUUCUAUAAGGAACGCCUCGGGCUUUAUCCCUAUUAUGAGACUGACGGUGCUGCGGUGAAUGAGGGGCUUCCACAGCUUGUUAGGCUUAUCGAGCACUAUGAAAAGAUGCCUCAGGGUCUAGACAAAUACAUACCAGACCAUCAGGCCAAAGGUCUGUCUGUCAUUGAUUGGGAGGAGUGGCGGCCCCUGUGGAUCCGAAACUGGGAUGCCAAAGACAUCUAUAGAAGGAAGUCGCGUGAAUUGGUGGCCCAAAAAAACCCCAAGUGGACCCAAGAGCAAGUUGGGAUUGUUGCACAGCAAGAGUUUGAGCUUUCGGCUCGCAAGUUCAUGCAAGAGACCCUGAGACAAGCUAAAAGUCUGAGACCUAAUCAGCUGUGGGGUUUCUACCUGUUUCCUGAUUGCUACAACCAUGACUACAAAGCCGGGCUGAAGAACUACACAGGACGUUGUCCUGCGGUUGAGAUAAAGCGCAACGAUCAACUGAACUGGCUGUGGAAGGAAUGUACGGCUCUUUUUCCCUCUAUAUACAUGGGUUCUGUGCUGCGCUCUACAAAUCAUGGACGCUUGUUUGUGAGGAACAGGCUGAAGGAGGCGAUGCGCCUUGCAUCUGUAGGGAAUGGUUCGGCACGUCCUGUUUUUGUGUAUACCAGACCCACUUACAACAGUGAGAUGACCCUUUUAACUGAGAGAGAUUUGGUCUCCACCAUUGGUGAGAGUGUUGCCAUUGGAGCUGCGGGUGUGAUCUUCUGGGGGGACACCUCCUAUGCAAGUAGUACCAGCUGCUCUACCUUGAAUAACUAUCUGCUAGGACCACUGGGCCAUUACCUCCUCAAUGUGACCAAAGCAGCGGAACAGUGCAGCCGGAUGUUGUGCAAUUUUCGCGGCCGCUGUCUUCGUCGAGCACCGGAUAGCGACGCUUAUCUGCACCUCAACCCCUCCACUCAAAGCAUAAUUUCUCAGGGUGGGAAAUUGAAGGUCAGGGGAUCCCCUGGGCAGGAAGAGCUGAAGACUUUCCGCAUGCACUUUAAGUGCCAGUGCUACACCGGGUACAGGGGUGAUGGCUGUGAGCAGAGAGAAGGAGGGUGGAAUAGAGGCCCCUCCAUUUUAGGGACCUGGCCUCUCUGCUUUCUGCUUCCACUCGGACUUCUCUCUGUUCUUCACUGAGGAAUCUAAGAAGCUGAACGAUUCACCAACUGUGCCAUUGCUCAAACAGAAAGUUUUGGUAAUCUGGCAUAGAAAUGAAAUGAAGUUUGUUGUGCUUUAGGAGCAGCAGGUACUCGCUGCUGGAUUCAGAGGGUUUUAUUACAGCGCAGACUGAAGUAAAACCACAGUGUUUGUUUUCUGGAAAUAAUUUUUUUUUUUUGUAUUUAUUUUAUGAAAAAUAACAGCUCAUUUAAAAGCUGGAAAUUUGCAUAGAUGUGUAGCUGAUAAUAGUGUUGAAACAGUAGAUCUAUUUGCAUAAUGUCCUAAUUAUUGGGCAAAGACCUGGUUAAAUCAAAUUUUGAAUGGCAAAUACAGCCUUAAACAUAAAAUAUGCCAGAUUUCUAAAAAAAA
Cyprinodon tularosa is the source of this 2202-nucleotide messenger RNA. RefSeq names its product hyaluronidase 2b (gene hyal2b). Gene Ontology annotation, molecular function: hyalurononglucosaminidase activity; hyaluronoglucuronidase activity. The record is from RefSeq and is a predicted model, not a curated record. NCBI's taxonomy places the organism in Eukaryota, Metazoa, Chordata, Actinopteri, Cyprinodontiformes, Cyprinodontidae. The coding region runs from base 385 to 1812 and encodes 475 amino acids. Gene Ontology annotation, biological process: hyaluronan catabolic process; carbohydrate metabolic process. The transcript is spliced from 4 exons.